AGAUGGCUACCGGUGGCAGCGGCAGGGUUUGUAGGCAUUUUUCGAAACUGAUGCCCUGGAUAUGUAUUCCAGUUUUUCAUCUACUACUUUUGCCCAGUUACUGAGACAAAAAGACGCUUAUGUUUGCUCUGAAAAUAAGAAGCAAACCCGGAUAAACAUCAGAUUGUUUAGAAGAAACAGUAGGAUUCCUAAUUCAGACGGGCACUUUCACUGAUCUGGCCAUACUGUUUGUAAUCCAGCAGAUAUGAACAUGGUAAAAAGGAUUAUGGGGCGGCCACGACAGGAGGAGUGCAGUCCACAGGAUAAUGCAUUGGGGCUUAUGCAUCUGCGCCGUCUUUUCACAGAGCUGUGCCAUCCUCCACGACACAUGACCCAGAAAGAACAAGAGGAGAAACUUUACAUGAUGCUGCCAGUGUUCAACAGGGUGUUUGGAAAUUCCCCUCCAGGCACUAUGACAGAGAAGUUCCCAGAUCUGCUGCAGUUCACAACUCAAGUGUCACGACUCAUGGUAACUGAAAUCCGGAGGAGAGCAUCAAAUAAAUCUACAGAAGCUGCUAGUCGUGCCAUAGUCCAGUUUUUAGAGGUUAAUCAGAGUGAGGAGACCAGUAGGGGCUGGAUGCUACUGACAACAAUAAACCUUCUUGCCUCAUCUGGGCAGAAAACAGUGGACUACAUGACAACAAUGUCCGUGCCUUCCACGCUUGUUAAAUGUCUGUAUCUCUUCUUUGAUCUUCCACAUGUGCCUGAGGUACCUGGAGGAGCACAGACAGAGCUACCUCUAGAAGAGCGUAGAGCUCUUCUGCAGAAAGUUUUUGUACAGAUUCUAGUGAAGUUGUGUAGUUAUGUGUCACCUGCAGAAGAGCUUGCGCAAAAGGAUGACCUGCAACUCCUGUUCAGUGCAAUAACUUCUUGGUGUCCUCCCCACAAUCUCCCCUGGAGGAAGAGUGCGGGAGAAGUCCUAAUGACAUUAUCACGCCAUGGACUUAGUGUCAACGUAGUCAAGUAUAUUCAUGAAAAGGAAUGCUUGGCUACUUGUAUUCAGAACAUGCAGCAGUCAGAAGAUCUUUCAUCAUUAGAAAUAGUGGAGAUGUUUGCUGGGCUGUCCUGCUUCCUUAAGGAUUCCAGUGAUGCUUAUCAGACCUUACUGGAUGAUUUUAGGAUAUGCCAAGGAUAUACAUUUCUUGCUGAUCUCAUGUUGAGGUUAGAGCAAGCAAAAGAAGCAGAUUCCAAAGAUGCCCUGAAGGACUUGGUAAAUCUGGUUACCUCUCUCACAACAUAUGGGAUUUCUGAAUUAAAACCAGCUGGUAUCACCACAGGAGCACCAUUUCUGUUGCCUGGCUUUGCAGUCCCACUGCCUGUUGGUAAAGGUCAUGCUGUAAGAAAUAUUCAGGCAUUUAAUGUCCUUCAGAAUGCUUUUUUAAAAGCCAAAACAAGCUACCUUGCACGAAUAAUUCUUGAUGCCAUUUCAAACAUUUAUAUAGCAGACAAUGCCAAUUAUUUCAUCCUUGAACCACAGCACACAUUAUCACAGUUUGCAGAGAAAAUUCCCAAAAUGCCAGAAGUACAGACCAAAUACUUUGAACUGCUGGAGUUUGUUGUCUUUACAUUGAAUUAUAUCCCUUGUAAAGAACUUAUCAGUGUCAGCAUUCUGCUGAAGUCUAGCGCAUCCUACCAGUGCAGCAUCAUUGCUACCAAAACAUUGCUGAAGUUUACCAGGCAUGAUCCCAUCUUCAAGGAUGUCUUCAGGGAAGUAGGUCUUCUGGAGAUAAUGGUGAAUCUUCUCCAUAAAUAUGCGGCCUUCCUGAAGGAUCCCACUCAGGGCUUAAGUGAACAAGGUGAUCAAAAAAACUGUAGUUCAGUAGAGGACCAAAAACAUCUGUCUUUGUUAGUGAUGGAGACUCUGACAGUACUGCUUCAAGGAUCCAACAGCAAUGCAGGUAUUUUCAGGGAGUAUGGUGGAGCACGCUGCGUCCAUAACAUCGUGAAGUAUCCACAGUGCCGAACACAUGCAUUGAUGAUCAUUCAGCAACUAGUGUUAUCUAGUGGUGAAGAUGACAUGGGCACUUUGUUAGGGCUUAUGCAUUCUGCCCCACCAACUGAGCUUCAGUUAAAGACUGAUAUACUGAAGGCUUUGCUGGCAGUAUUAAAAGAAAGUCAUCGAACAAGGACUGUGUUUAGGAAGGUUGGAGGAUUUGUUUAUGUGACAUCGUUGCUGGUGGCGAUGGAGAGCUCACUGUGUUCCCCUCUGAAAAAUGACUGGGAAAAAGUGAACCAGAAUCAGAUUUUUGAACUGUUGUUUACUGUGAUUGCUACACUGACUGCAGCGAUGCGUUAUGAGCCUGCCAACUCACAUUUUUUCAAGACAGAGGUCCAGUAUGAAAAACUGGCAGAUGCUCUGCGAUUGCUUGGUUGUUUCUCAAACUGUCGGCAGCUGAGCCAAUCUAAUGUCCUUCCUUCAAAUUCUCAGCCUUUUCAAAGAUUGCUGGAGGAGGACUGUGUAGGAAUGGAUAGUGUGUCAGUCACAUUGAGGCACUGUAGUAAGAUUUUCAUUUACCUUUACAAAAUGGCUACAGAUUCUUUUGACAGUCGUGCAGAACAGAUUCCACCUUGCCUGACUAAUGAGACUUCUCUCCCCUCUCCUUGGGGGACUCCAGCAUUAUCGAGGAAAAGUAGGCAUGCCUAUCAUACAGUGCCAUUUGUAUGUCCAACCAAAAACAUGAUUGACACCAAACUGCAGCCUGGAAAUGCAUCCUUGCUCUCCACUGACUCAGUUGUGAUUCAUUCUGGAGCUGUUCUAGUCAUAUUAGACUUGCUUCCUGCUAUCAACUCAGAAGCACAUCCUGAGCAGGCACUAGACCUUCAACUUGCUGUGGCAAAUAUUCUGCAGUCAUUGGUCCAUGCAGAGAGGAAUCAACAGAUCUUGUGUGAGGCAGGACUUCAUGCAAGAUUACUCCAGAGGUGCAGUGCAGCUCUGGCUGAUGAAGAUCACCCUUUACACCCUCCUCUCCAAAGGACAUUUGAACGACUGGCCUCACAGGCUUUGCAACCAAUGGUGCUGAGAGAAUUCCUUCGUUUGGGAAAUCCUUUAAAUUGUGGAUCUUGGGACAAGAAGCUAUUAAAGCAGUACAGGGUUCAUAAGCCCAGUUCGCUAAGUUAUGAUAUUGACAUGAGAAGCAGUAUGACAAUGUCACUGGAAGGCUUUGGUUCAGAAAGUGUGUUCAAUGUGAGUGAAGAUCAGCAUUACAAGAUAAGCAAAAGUCUUGUGAAAUCAGCAGAAGGAAGCACAGUGCCUCUUACCAGGGUGAAAUGCUUGGUCUCUAUGACAACUCCACAUGACAUUAGGCUUCAUGGAUCAUCUGUCACUCCUGCAUUUAUAGAGUUUGACACCUCUCUGGAAGGCUUUGGAUGCCUUUUCUUGCCAAGUUUGGCUCCUCAUAAUGCACCUACCAACAAUGUUCCUGCUUCAGGAAUUAGUGAAGGUGUUGUUCUUAGUGGGAUUGGAACUGGUGAGAGGCUGUUUCCCCCUCCAUCAGGAUUAACAUACUCCACCUGGUUUUGCAUUGAACGUUUCAGCUCACCACCUAAUAAUCAUCCUGUCCGACUUCUUACUGUUGUCCGUCGAGCAAGCUCCUCUGAGCAGCAUUAUGUUUGCCUCGCAAUAGUUCUGUCUUCAAAGGACAAGUCUCUCACAGUGUCAACUAAGGAAGAGUUGCUGCAGGAUUAUGUUGAUGAUUUUAGUGAGGAGCAGUCAUUCUAUGAGAUUCUGCCUUGUUGUGCUCGUUUCCGCUGCAGUGACCUCAUCAGUGAGGGGCAGUGGCAUCAUCUGGUUCUUGUUAUGAGCAAAGGAAUGCUAAAGAACAGUACAGCUACACUGUACUUUGAUGGACAGCUUGUUAGUACUGUGAAGCUUCACUAUAUUCACAGUACCCCAGGUGGCUCUAGCUCUGUUAAUCCACCAGUGGUUAGUACAGUAUAUGCUUACAUUGGUACACCUCCAGCCCAGCGCCAGAUUUCAUCACUGGUGUGGCGCUUAGGACCCACUCACUUUUUGGAGGAAGUUUUGACUGCAGCUAAUGUGAUGAGUAUUUGUGAUUUGGGACCAAACUACAUUGGAAGUUUUCAGGCUGUAAGCUCAUCAUGUAAAGACUCAAAACCUGAAGUAGCCAUUCCUUGCCCUGUAUCACUAGUUCCAGAAGAGAAAGUUUCAUUUGGACUCUAUGCCGUUUCUGUUUCCUCACUUACAGUUGCUAAGAUUCGAAAAAUAUACAAUAAACUGGACAGCAAAGCCAUAGCAAAACAGUUGGCUAUUUCUUCCCAUGAGAAUGCCACACCAGUGAAACUAAUACACAAUUCUGCAGGACAUCUCAGUGGACCAGCUCGUACUAUUGGUGCUGCUCUUAUAGGAUAUCUUGGGGUGAGAACAUUUGUCCCAAAACCAGUUGCUACAACUCUACAGUAUGUUGGCGGUGCUGCUGCUAUUCUUGGUCUGGUAGCAAUGGCAUCUGAUGUUGAGGGAUUAUAUGCUGCUGUGAAAGCCCUUGUCUGUGUCGUAAAAAGUAACCCACUAGCCAGUAAAGAAAUGGAGCGGAUCAAGGGAUACCAGUUGCUGGCCAUGCUGUUAAAAAGGAAGCGCUCCCUUCUGAACAGCCACAUACUACAUCUGACAUUCUCCUUGGUGGGGACAGUUGACAGUGGUCACGAAACAUCUAUCAUUCCAAACUCAACUGCUUUCCAGGAUCUUCUUUGUGACUUUGAUGUCUGGCUUCAUGCUCCAUAUGAACUUCAUCUGUCAUUAUUUGAACAUUUUAUUGAACUUCUUACAGAAUCAAGUGAAGCAUCUAAAAAUGCCAAGUUAAUGCGGGAAUUCCAAUUAGUUCCAAAGCUACUGUUGACUCUGAGAGACCCAUCCUUGUCCCAACCUACCAUUGCUGCUAUUAGUAAUGUGCUUAGCCUUUUGUUACAGAGCUUUCCUAAUAACAAUGAUCUUCUCAGAUUUGGCCAGUUUGUCUCCUCCACUUUACCUACAUUUGCUGUCUGUGAGAAGUUUGUUGUUAUGGAGGCCACUAAUGAAGAAAAAAUUGAUGGUGGAAUGGAUGAUGAAUUUGGAGGGCUUUUAUCUCCUAAUACUAUUCUUUUAAGGAAUAGGCUUCUAGAUAUCCUGCUUAAGCUACUGUAUACAUCCAAAGAAAAGACGGCUGUCAGUUUACAAGCAUGUGAAGAGCUGAUAAAAAUUUUAGGUUUUGAUUGGAUAAUGAUGUUCAUGGAAGAGCAUCUGCACUCCACAACAGUCACUGCUGCUAUGAGAAUCCUUGUGGUCUUGCUCAGCAACCAGUCAAUCCUUCUCAAAUUUAAGGAAGGACUCUGUGGUGGUGGUUGGCUUGAUCAGACCGAUUCUGUCUUGACAAACAAGAUAGGGACUGUUCUAGGUUUUAAUGUAGGCAGAAGUGCUGGUGGUAGAUCAACUGUCAGGGAGAUUAACCGUGAGGCAUGCCACUUUCCUGGAUUCUCUGUUCUGCAGACAUUCCUUCCAAAGCACACCAGUGUACCAGAGGUCUACUUCCUGCUUAUGGCACUGUUUCUGCAGCAGCCGGUUACAGAACUACCAGAACACCUCCAGUUUGAUCUGGACUCUAUAUGGACCUUUAUAUUUGGAGUCCCUGCCUCGAGUGGUGCAGCAGUGGUUUCGUCCAUUCAUAGUGUAUGUACAGAGGCUACUUUUCUUCUUCUGGCUAUGCUGAGGAGCAUGCUGAAUUCACCUUGGCAGUCAGAAGAAGAAGGCUCGUGGCUGCGAGAGUAUCCUGUCACACUGAUGCAGUUCUUCCGCUACUUGUAUCACAACCUACCAGACCUUGCCCCAAUGUGGAUAAGUCCUGAUUUCCUCUACACACUGGCUGCUACAGUUUUUCCGUUUAACGUUCGACCUUACUCUGAGAUGGUAAGCGAUCUUGAUGAUGAAGUUGGCUCACCUGCAGAAGAGUUUCGAACAUUUGGUGGAGACACUGGGAUGAACCGUAGCCAGUCAGAAUACUGCAAUGUUAGCUUCAAGACCUACCUCACAAAUCACCCAGCAAAGAAAUACGUUUUUGACUUUAUGCGAGUCUUAAUCAUUGACAACCUUUGUCUCACAUCAGCCAGCAAACAAACUCCUGUCAUUGAUCUUCUGCUGGAGGCUUCUCCAGAAAGAUCAACAAGGUCACAACAGAAAGAAUUCCAGACACACAUUCUGGACAGUGUAAUGGAUCACUUAAUAGCAGCUGAUGUGCUUUUGGGUGAAGAAGCCUCACUGCCAAUCACUACUGGAGGCAGCUAUCAGAUACUGAUAAGUAACGUAUUUUACUUCACUCAGCGUGUCGUUGACAAACUUUGGCAAGGCAUGUUCAGCAGAGAAUCCAAACUGGUAAUAGAAUUCAUCAUCCAGCUCAUAGGCCAGUCAAAAAGAAGAUCUCAGGGAUUAUCACUUGAUUCCAUUUACCACUGCCUUAAUAGAACCAUUCUCUAUCAGUUCUCAAGAGCACACAAAACUGUACCCCAGCAGGUGGCUCUUCUGGAUUCUUUGAGAGUGUUGACUGUCAACAGAAAUCUGAUCCUUGGACCUGGUAAUCAUGACCCAGAAUUCAUCAGCUGCCUCGUUCACUGCCUGAUAAGCCUUCAUAUAGGGAGCAAUGUUGAUGGUUUUGGAUUAGAAGCAGAAGCUAGAAUGACAACAUGGCAUGUCAUGAUACCAUCCGAUACAGAAACUGAUGCUCCGCACAGUCAGGAUGUCAGUGAAGGUCGCCAACUUCUCCUGAAGGCUGUUAAUAGGGUGUGGACAGAGUUGGUUCACAGCAAAAAAUCUGCAUUAGAAGAGAUAUUUAAAGUAACUCUGCCAACCAAUGAUCGCGGGCAUGUUGAUUUAGCAGCUGCACGUCCCCUGCUUGAAGAAAUGGCCUUAAAAUCUUGGCAGAAUCAUCUAGCCCAUGAAAAGAAAUGCAUAAGCAGGGGAGAAUCAUUGGCUCCAGCUGCUCAGUCGAGGCUCUCUCGUGUCAGCAGUGGAUUUGGCAUCUCAAAGCUUACCGGAUCAAGAAGGAACAGAAGGGAAACUGGUUUAAAUAAAAACAGCUUUACCACUCAGGAGACAUCUCAGUGGAUGUUUAUACACAUUGCAGUCGUUCGAGAUUUGGUUGAUAUGCAGUAUAAGGAAUACCAAGAGCGUCAACAGAAUGCUUUGAGAUAUGUUAAUGAAGAGUGGUCACAAAUAGAAUAUGAACUGUUGAGAGAAAGGGGUCUGUGGGGACCACCCAUUGGCUCUUUCCUGGACAAGUGGAUGCUGGCAAUGACAGAAGGGCCCUGUCGAAUGAGGAAGAAGAUGGUACGAAAUGAUAUGUUUUAUAUACAUUACCCCUAUGUCCCAGAGAGUGAACAGGAAACAAACACUUUGAAACCUGCUCGUUAUCGAAGGGCUAUCAGUUAUGACAGUAAGGAGUACUACAUGCGUCUGUUUUGUGGAAAUCCUGGUAUUUAUCAAGAUAACAUAGAGGAUAAUUCAGAAGGAGAAACAGCCCAGCAGGAACUUGAGCAUGGGGAAGAUACCAUAGCCAGGGUCAAAGAUACAGGCCUAGUGAAGGCACCAUUGAAGCGGUCUCGCUCUGCUCCAGAUGGUGGAGAUGAGGAUAGUCAAGAACAACUGCAGGACCAGCUGUCCGAAGGCAGUUCCAUGGAUGAAGAGGAGAAAACUGACAGUACAACACUACUGCGCCUGCUUGAAGAGGGAGAAAAGAUUCAACAUAUGUACAGAUGUGCUCGAGUUCAAGGCUUGGACACUAGUGAAGGGCUUCUCCUAUUUGGUAAAGAACAUUUUUAUGUAAUUGAUGGCUUCACAAUGACUGCCUCUCGUGAGAUUCGGGAUAUUGAAACACUACCACCAGAUAUGCAUGAGCCCAUCAUUCCUAGAGGUGCAAGACAAGGCUGUAGCCAGCUGAAGAGGACAUGCAGCAUUUUUGCCUAUGAAGAUAUCAAAGAGGUUCACAAGAGGCGAUACCUUCUACAGCCAAUUGCAGUAGAGGUUUUCUCAGCAGAUGGACGAAAUUACCUUUUGCCUUUCCAAAAAGGAGUUCGAAAUAAAGUUUACCAGAGGUUUUUGGCAGUCGUUCCGUCUUUGACUGAUAGUUCAGAGUCUGUCUCUGGGCAACGCCCCAACACCAGUGUAGAGCAAGGGUCUGGACUACUCAGUACAUUGGUAGGAGAGAGGUCUGUGACACAGCGAUGGGAGAGAGGAGAAAUCAGCAACUUCCAGUACCUGAUGCAUUUGAACACUCUAGCAGGGAGAUCCUAUAAUGAUCUUAUGCAGUACCCUGUCUUUCCAUGGAUCCUUGCAGAUUACGAUUCUGAGGAGUUGGAUCUUAGUAAUCCUAAAACAUUUAGGAACUUGGCUAAGCCUAUGGGAGCACAGACUGAGGAGAGACUAGCUCAGUACAAGAAGAGAUACAAAGACUGGGAAGAUCCGAAUGGUGAAACACCGGCCUACCAUUAUGGAACACACUACUCAUCAGCCAUGAUAGUUGCCUCAUACCUUGUCCGGAUGGAGCCAUUCACACAAACUUUCUUAAGGCUUCAGGGAGGCCAUUUUGAUCUUGCUGACAGAAUGUUUCACAAUGUACGAGAGGCUUGGUAUUCAGCUUCGAAGCACAAUAUGGCUGAUGUGAAGGAGCUUAUCCCAGAAUUCUUUUACCUUCCAGAGUUUCUUCUUAACUCCAAUAAUUUUGACCUAGGUUCAAAGCAGAAUGGCACAAAGUUGGGAGAUGUGAUUCUGCCACCGUGGGCCAAAGGUGAUCCUCGAGAGUUCAUCAGGGUGCACCGAGAGGCUCUAGAAUGCGAUUACGUUAGUGCUCAUCUACACGAGUGGAUAGAUUUGAUCUUUGGCUACAAGCAGCAAGGCCCUCCAGCAGUGGAGGCUGUGAAUGUCUUCCAUCAUCUCUUCUAUGAGGGACAGGUGGAUAUUUAUAACAUCAAUGAUCCUCUAAAAGAGACUGCUACGAUAGGUUUCAUCAAUAAUUUUGGUCAAAUUCCAAAGCAGCUAUUUAAAAAACCGCACCCACCAAAGCGUGUUCGAAGUCGUUUUAAUGGAGAAGUUACUGGAAUCCCAACUUCUUUGAACUCUACACCUGAUAAGAUUUUCUUCCAUCACUUGGACAACUUAAGGCCAUCCUUUGCACCUGUUAAAGAACUCAAGGAGCCGGUGGGCCAAGUUGUCUGCACAGACAAAGGUAUUCUGGCAGUAGAACAGAAUAAAGUCCUAAUUCCACCUUCCUGGAAUAAGACAUUUGCAUGGGGCUAUGCAGAUCUCAGCUGUCGACUAGGUGCAUACGAUUCAGACAAGGUUGUAACUGUGUAUGAAUGUCUGUCUGAAUGGGGGCAAAUACUUUGUGCAAUCUGCCCUAGCCCUAAGCUGGUUAUCACUGGAGGAACAAGUACUGCCAUCUGUGUUUGGGAAAUGGGCACAUCCAAGGAAAAAGCAAGGAUGCUUACUCUUAAACAGGCACUUCUUGGUCAUACUGACACCAUCACGUGUCUAACUGCAUCAUUGGCUUAUCAUAUUAUUGUCAGUGGCUCCAGGGAUCGAACCUGCAUUAUCUGGGAUCUCAACAAGCUGUCAUUUGUCACACAGCUCCGGGGACAUAGAGCUCCAGUGUCUGCACUUUGUAUAAGUGAGCUAACAGGCGACAUUGUGUCAUGUGCUGGCACCUACAUUCAUGUAUGGAGCAUUAAUGGCAACCCAGUUGUAAGUGUCAAUACCUUUACUGGUAGAAGUCAACAAAUUCUGUGCUGCUGUUUAUCAGAGAUGAAUGAAUGGGAUACUCAAAACGUCAUAGUUACAGGACAUUCUGAUGGAGUGGUUAGAUUUUGGAGAAUGGAGUUUCUACAGGUGCCAGAAACGCCAGCACCAGAACCAGCAGAUCUCCCCGAUACACAAGAUGACUGCAGCGAGGCGCAAAUAGGAGGUGAGGCCCAGGAAGAAGACAGUAGUGACUCUGAAGCUGAUGACCAAAGUAUCACUCAGGAUGCCCAACCAAAGCCUAGCCAGAAUGCAACACAACCAGGAAGUGUCAGUCAUAGAUCAAAAGGAUCAACAGGCAGAGUGCCAUGGACAACAGACAAUAGCUCUGAUGACUCACGACGUUGGUCUGAUCAAUUAAGUUUGGAUGAAAAAGAUGGCUUUGUAUUUGUGAACUAUUCAGAGGGGCAGGUUCGGAUGCAUCAUGUAACUCAGAACAGCACAUACCUACAACCUCAGACAGCACAACUUAGCCAUGUGGAGGUGCGGCCUUAUUGCAGGUUAAAACCAGGGUAUCGCUGGGAACGCCAGUUAGUAUUUAGAAGCAAGCUAACUAUGCACACUGCCUUUGACCGUAAGGACAAUGUACAUCCUGCAGAGAUAACGGCACUGGGUGUUUCAAAAGACCACAGUAAAAUCUUAGUGGGUGAUGCUCGAGGCAGAGUAUUUAGUUGGUCAGUAAGUGACCAGCCAGGACGUUCAGCAGCUGACCACUGGGUGAAAGAUGAAGGAGGGGAUAGUUGUUCAGGAUGUUCUGUGCGAUUUUCACUCACGGAGAGGCGUCACCACUGCCGGAACUGCGGGCAGCUCUUCUGUCAAAAAUGUAGCAGGUUCCAGUCAGAAAUAAAGCGCUUGAAAAUCUCUUCACCAGUGCGAGUCUGUCAGAACUGUUACUACAAUCUACAGCAUGAGAGAGGUUCAGAUGAGAGUGGGUCCAGAAAUUAAUGAAAUUGUGGCAGCAUGCAAACUGUCGGAAACAAUGACUUUAUCAUCUGUCCUCUAAAUAUGCUUCUGUCUUGAGCUCUCCAGACUUGGAUGCUUCAGUCCUUGUAAAGGCUGGCAAGAAAUCGAGUAAGGAUGAUGCAGUUGAUGUUAUCUUGGUACUGUGUUUUCUGAAACAGAAAGGGAUCACUGUCUGCAUUUAAAUGUCUGCACUGUACAGUUAUAACUAGCUGGUUCACUGCAGGAAACCACUGGUGGUUUCAUGAAAGGAAAGUCAGCACCAUACUCCACAGCCCUCCACUGCUUAUUGUCACUGUUAUUGUACCAUAACUCGUUUUGUGUCAGACUGUUUUAACGUUACACUGCAAUUUGUGGGAGAAGACACAAAACACUGGCUUUUUAGAUUGUAGUUGUAAAUCUGCCUUCCUCGUGAGUGCAGCUGUUUAUAUUGUAAAUAAAUAAAUAUUAUAAUGGUCUUUUUAACUAGAUGGACAUAAAAAAGUUCCCUGGGACUUCAGCCUCAACCAGUAAUUAAUAAACUGCAAGUAGUUUAUCUUGAAUUUUUAAAUUCAUGCAGAAAGAAAUUAAUGUGUAAUAACACUCAUUAUGCUGGCAUUAUGUGGUUAUUUUUUAAAUAUUCUUUCUGAUUUCAGGGUAAUGAUUGUUGAUCAUGUUUGUUUACUUCAUAUAUCAGAGAUUUGUUUUCCUCAGUAUCUUUCAGUUUGCCAUCUUCCAUUAUUUCCUCCAGCCUGUAAGUUGGGUGUUUGAGUAGUAGAGAAUAGUGCACUCAUUUUUCACUGUAGUAGCUGAUAUUUAAAUAAUGGUGACAUGUAACACACAUUUUUGCUAAACACAGGUGUGAAGUAUUGGUUUAGGUAAGUUGUUUAGUUUAUAGUCUCUUGCAUAGUUUUUGCAUUAUCACAGUGCAUAUGUUGUCUGUGGUAAAUGACUGUGCUUAAAGCUGACAUGGACUAUAUAAUGCAUAGAAGCACAGGCACUUGCAUCAGAAACGGAAUGCUAACCUCUUCUAGUUAGUGGUAGAUGACCCUAACCCUGUUUGAUGUUUGACUUUAUCCUGUCAUCCCUUUCUGGUAUUAUUCCCUAAUGUACAUAAUUGUUGCUGCUAAAAUUAAAACAAUUAACACAAACCUGCUUUUUGGACAUGAGUUACAAAGCAAUACGCUUAUAAUUCAUUAGUGGCUGUUACAUCUGGAGUGCAGCAUUAACUUUUUCACAUUGUCAUUAUUCCAGCUGAAUCCUCCCAUUUUACACAGAAGCAGAGUGUUUGUGGGCACCUUUUUAUGAAUUUGACUGUUGCCUUUCCCUUUCUUGACUACCCUUGCAGAAAAAGUGAUGUAUACUAUCAUUAUUUCUGUGCAAAAUGUGUGUCUUCACUUAACGCCUUGGAAUGUCCCCUAUUCUAGUUUUUUGUUUUGCCUUUUUGUUAAACUUUACUUGCCCUUCAGCAUCUGUUGAUUACUAUUAGAUGUGUUGUGUAGGCAGCCUCUCUUUGCUUGAUUAUUUGGGUGCAGGCACAUAACCUCCUUUGGUUAAGGCAUGUAGCACAGAGGAUUAAAGUUACGAGCUGUUAAUGAGUUUCUUCCUGAAUGAGUUGCUUCCUGUAAGUCAAAGGUAAUGUUCGAUUCCUUCCACUUCUGUUUGCCUAAGUGGCUCUGAGCAAGUCACUUGACCAGACAGUGCUCCAAGAUCACCCCUGAAAAAGGAGACUUUGUCUACUGGGCUUAACAAAUAGAAUAAAAAUAGUUUCUGUUCUUAACCUGGUCCUUCUGUCCAUACGGAGCUAAGGGCUUCCAGAAGUACACAGAAUAUAAAAUGAAGGCACAGCAAUUUUGUGUGCUUUUCAUCUGAGAUGAUUAGUGAACCUGGUUGGACCUGUGGCUGCAUGAAUUUGUACAGUCAGGGAUCUACAGCUCCAAGCAACUAGAGUUGGCAAGUAAUUUUUCAUCUUUGAGUACAAACCAGCUAGUUUGCAGUUCAUAACAGUUGACAAAUUGUUCAAAUAACAUGGUAUUUGCUCAGAGGUAAUCACCAUCUUUCUUGUCUUCUCCAGUCUUGUAGAUGUUACCCUCACUUUAGACCCCUGCCACAAGACUUGAUUUUUUUCUUAGCUAAGGUACAUUGCAGCCUAAUUCUAGGUUACUGCAGAAAAAUUAUUUAAGAUUGUAUCACAUGCUCCCUUCCCAAGUCAAGUAAUCCUUCCUUAGGUUCUUUUGAACAUCUUAACUAUUUUCAUACAUUUCACACUAAAUUUUGUCUGUCAUAGUCUGGUCUAUCUUUUUUUAUUCUUGCUACCUUUUUCGUAGUAUGUCUACACUUCUGUAAUUGUCGAUUUAAUGUUCAGUUACACUUUUACUUCCAGUACCAGUGCACUUUCAUUUAGAAAUAUACUAAGCAGAAAAUAAUGCUUGGCAGGGUGGGUGUUACUAGGGGAGUAGGAAAUUAGCUACUAGCUGAGGGCCUUUUCUCCUCUGUAAGCCUGUUAUUUCCCCAGUAGUGCCCAUCUUGAAGGGUAGUAUUGCACUUAGAAAAUGGGUUGUCUGUUAAAUGGGUUUGUAUUUGUUUUACUAUUAGUAUAUACAUAUAUAUACAUUUGUGUAUAUACAUUUUUUGAUGUAAAGUAUUUCCUUUGUCUAAUGUUUAAUUGUUGUUGUAGGAUAUGAAAUUGCUCUUGGAAGAUGUAUUUUACAUACAAAAUCUACAUUAUAUAACUGUUUAAUGUGCACUCACACAUCUACACAGUAAAUUCCAUAUAUAGACAUAGUAACAGUUGCAGAGGCAGAGAGUUUCUCACACAUGAAAUACAUACACACACACACACACACACACACACACGCAUAUACCCAGCAGUUACAACCAGUUUGUUGGUUGUCAACAUGUCAGAUGCCUCACUGUCAUCAAAUGAAUAAAAAACUACAUACAAUGCAAAAGAAUACAUCUCCCUGCCCCAUACCCCUCAAGUUGUCUGAUUCUGUGUCAUAUGUCUGCUCUGUCCCUAAAAACACUUGAUUUUUUCAUACAUUUUUGUUCAGAAAAAGCAUGUUGAUGCAAAAUGUCGUGCUCUAUUAACUUCUUGAGUAAGUAUGGGUAAUAUUUAUAAUUUUUCCUGUUUUUGCUGGCUUUAUCCAGAAUUCUUGAGCAAAGAAGUUAAGAAAUGUCUCUCUCUCUCUCUGUCACACACACCUUCCUUUUAAUACAGUUAACUGCAUUUUUUUCAUUUAUUUUUAAGUGCUGCUGCUAACCAUGGUGAAAGAAAAGUUUCAGCUGCAUGUAACUGUUGAAUUCCACUCUCUAAAUGGGACAUGUUUAGCAAACGAUAAAAAAUAGACACCAUUUUUUUCUCUCUGCUUCACGGUGGCUUAAUACGCUACUGGGAAGCCAUGGGUUUGAUACAGAUGGUACUCUCCUUGUUCAUAGGGUUACCACCUGUCCCAUUUGUGAGGGACAGUCCCUCUUUGGGCAGUUGUGUCCUGACAAAAAAUAUUAAA
This is a messenger RNA of Protopterus annectens (West African lungfish), 14259 nucleotides long. It is a transcript of the gene WDFY3, whose product is annotated as WD repeat and FYVE domain containing 3. The record is from RefSeq and is a predicted model, not a curated record. Gene Ontology annotation, molecular function: metal ion binding; protein binding. The coding region runs from base 245 to 10756 and encodes 3503 amino acids. The transcript has 65 exons. NCBI's taxonomy places the organism in Eukaryota, Metazoa, Chordata, Ceratodontiformes, Protopteridae.